This is a messenger RNA of Amphimedon queenslandica, 1973 nucleotides long. RefSeq names its product leishmanolysin-like peptidase. Gene Ontology annotation, molecular function: metalloendopeptidase activity. Gene Ontology annotation, cellular component: membrane; cytoplasm. The transcript has 19 exons. Lineage: Eukaryota; Metazoa; Porifera; Demospongiae; Haplosclerida; Niphatidae. Gene Ontology annotation, biological process: cell adhesion; proteolysis. The coding region runs from base 54 to 1835 and encodes 593 amino acids. The record is from RefSeq and is a predicted model, not a curated record.
GUUUUCCCGGGCUCUGGCGGGAAACUGCUUAUCUAGCAGAAGUGGAUAAAGAGAUGGCUGGUGUUUCUAUUCGUUUCUUGUUGAUAGUGGGUCUAGUCUCAUACUGUGCAGCUAGUGAAGAGAUUAUUGAAGAUAAAGGAGAUAUCAUACAUGGUGUCUACUUGGAGCCAUUCUCUUCUCUCAUUCUAAGGGAUUCCGACCAGUCUCUCCGUUUAUCCAUUUAUUAUGAUGAUUCUAUUACAAACGGGAUACCAAGCAGUGUCAGGGAUAGGAUUCAAAAUUCUAUUGUUCCUAAAUUAAAGACCUUUUUUGAGUCCCUCCUGAUGGUACGACCAACACAAGCACCAAUACUCCUACAGAGAAGUUGCACUGGUGGCUCCUACUACCCUACUAACAUUAACAACACAAUAAGGUGUGCUUAUACCUGUCAAUCAUCUACUACCUGUGGACAAACAACCGUUCCUUCAGACCACUUAAAGGCUUGCAUACAGUGCAAUGGGAAUAGUAAUACAUGUACUAAGACUGGUAGUGAUGGAUCUGGUAUAUCCAAUGCUGAUAUGAUACUUUAUGUAUCAGCAGUUGUUGCUGGAAGCUGUGGAGGAGGAAGUGGCUCAACUUCUACAAUAGCAUUUGCAACAACGUGCCAAAUGGAGAGUGCAUUAGACAGACCUAUAGCUGGUUCUGUUAAUUUCUGUCCCUCGGCAAUUACUGAUAAAGUAACUGAUGACUUCAUUAUUGCAACAGCUAAACACGAAAUAAUCCAUGCACUGGCAUUUUCACCGUCACUAUAUCCUUUCUGGAGAGAUCAAAAUGGAAAGCCAAGAACAGACAGAGAUAGCAAUGGCUACCCACCAAGAGGCAGUGGAUACUAUAACUACAUGUGGAGUGAUAGCACAAUAAAACAAGUGACUUAUAAUGACUGGCAGGUUUAUAAAGGAUCAGUCAGUCACACUGUCAAUCUUGUAGUCACUCCUACUGUUGUAGCUGAAGCUGCAAGAUACUUCGAUUGCUCUAGUCUAGUAGGCGUAGAAUUAGAGAAUCAAGGAGGACAAGGAACACAGUUAUCUCAUUGGGAGAAAAGAAUAUUAGGAAAUGAAGUAAUGACUGGUAUCAUUGAUUCUAAUCCAACACUGUCUAAUAUAACAUUGGCACUGUUGGAGGACAGUGGUUGGUAUAAAGUCAACUAUGUUUAUGGUGAGUAUCUUGCUUGGGGGUACAAGAAAGGCUGCAGCUUAGCUACUAAAAGUUGCUAUCAAUACAUGAAUGAGAGGUCAAAAUCCGGUGAGAGUCUAACACCAUUCUGUAAUCAGUUCAGCUCCUCCAAUCAGGGACUGAGGUAUGGUUGUACAGCUGAUAGAGAGUAUAAAGCUGAAUGCAAUCUUGCUAAAUACACUACCUCCUUACCUCAGGAAUAUCAAUAUUUCAGUGAUCCUACUGUUGGUGGAGGCAAUCAAGUUGGUGACUUCUGUCCUUAUCAAAAUUCAUUCAGUUAUACAAGUGGUAGAGAUACACAAUGCAGCAAUCCUAGCAACCAGCCUCCAGAUAAUCAAGAUAUUGCUGCUGAGACAUACGGUCCAGGAUCAAAGUGUUUCAAUCAUGCAAACCAGUGGACCCUGGGAACUAACAUAGGACCACUCAUGGACUCUGGUUGCUAUAAGUGCAGUUGUAAUGGAGACUGGAGCUCAUUGACUGUGUAUGUUAAAGGAACAGCUUACACUUGCAACAAACCAGGACAAACUUUCAAUAUUAGUGCUCCAUCAAACGGGUUUGGACAAUAUAAUGGAAUGAUGGCUUGUCCUUCCUCUUUUGAAACUGUUUGCCAAGAGAGUAACUAACAGAGAAGAAGGUAUUAUUAUUGACAAAGUGUGUGUGUGUUUUUAAAAUACUUUAUUAACCAGUUUUAGUUAUUAAAAUGUAGUAGCUUUAUUCUUAGCAGGUGGCUCUUGCUCUGUUUCAUAUUCUAUUUCAAUUAA